This is a messenger RNA of Pocillopora verrucosa, 1117 nucleotides long. NCBI's taxonomy places the organism in Eukaryota, Metazoa, Cnidaria, Anthozoa, Scleractinia, Pocilloporidae. The record is from RefSeq and is a predicted model, not a curated record.
CAGUUUUUUAGGGGAAGGCAAGGGUCCACUAUGGAUCCUGCAUUAUCUAAAGCAGAGUUGGGAGAAACAAAAUAUCCAAAGCGAGGCAAGUCAUAUGAUGUUAACCACACUUCUGACGGUCAGACUGCUCAAGUCUCGAGUCAGAAAGCAGAGAUAGAGAAAACAUGGAAUAAAUUUGUCGAGUCGUCCACUCUUCAUGGUUUGCUUCACGUCUUCUCCAGCUCAACUAGAACGCGUCGCUUUCUAUGGGCUGUGCUUCUCUUGCUAGCAAUGAUGUGGUUUUCAUUUCAGUCCUUCAAGUUGCUUGAGAAGUAUUACAGCUACCAGGUCACGACAAAAGUCAGUUUGAAAUACGACCCUAUGCCGACUUUUCCAGCGGUGACUAUCUGCAACUUCAACGUGUUCAAAAGGUUUGUGGUUAGAACGUCAGCGUAUAAAGAAAUUUUGCCCCUACUUCAUGCAUCCUUUGUUGAAAAAAUGGGCUUGCCCGAUGUCAAUGAUAGCAUUGACUUAAACAAAUAUCAUGACUUAAACCUCACACAGUUUUACAUCGAUGCGGGACAUCAAAGCGAUGAUACUGUUAAUCAUUGCAUUUGGAACGGAAAACCGACCUGCGAUCACAGGAAUUUCACGUCCGUGUUGACAUCGAUGGGACUUUGCCACACUUUCAACUCAGGAAGAGAUGGUCAACGUCUACUGCGAGUAAAGCAGGCAGGUUCCAAUCGUGGAUUACACUUGAUAUUGAACGUUAGACAAGAGGAAUAUUACGGGACGACAUCAUAUGUUGCCGGCCUCAAAGUUCUCAUUCAUGAUCAGCAGACUCUGCCACUGGUCUCUCAGCUUGGCUUUGCUGUGAGUCCUGGUACGAGUACAUUUGCGGCGUUAAAAAAACUACGGACACUCAAUCUUCCAAAACCUUAUGAGGGAAACUGCCAUGACAAAGAGAUUACUAGCAUACCUGGCUAUAACAAGUACACGAUUCCUUCUUGCCAAGAGAUUUGUGUGACCAACUUUGUAAUAAACAAGUGUGGAUGCAGGGACGCUUUGAUGCCGGGUCUUUUAGAUGACAGGUAUUCAUGAGUAACUCAUGACAGUAAAAUAAAGAAAUGCAUUUGUA